Messenger RNA from Python bivittatus (Burmese python), 3652 nucleotides. Lineage: Eukaryota; Metazoa; Chordata; Lepidosauria; Squamata; Pythonidae. The record is from RefSeq and is a predicted model, not a curated record.
UCCAACAUAUAAACUUUCUGGGUACAGUAAGAUUUUAUGCUGUUGAGGUGCUCAGAUUGCUUCAGCUUCUUAGAUUCUUAUUCUACUUUGUUCUUUAAUUCUUCUCAACAUUUCUGAGUUAUUGUCAUCCCUUUUCUAUCAAUGAAUUAUAUUUGCUCUUCAUCAAAGAGCAGGUGGGAUAGAAUCGCACUGAACUACUUCCAUCAGUGUAACUGGCAGCAGGUCAGUUCUUCCUCCUCUCUGCCUCAUAAUUUGCUCCUGAGAGUUGGGAUAAUCUGCAGAUCUGUGCAGGAUUGCAUGGAGAGGGAAAGAAAACAUUGGUACCCCAUGAGUGGAUUAUUAUUCUCAUGGCAUUGGAUUCUCCAAAAAGUAUCAUGUGAUGUUGUACGGGUCAAUCUUAGUGGUCCUGCUUUGCUCUCAACACGGGUGAUUCCAACCAUUUUGGAAGUGUUUUGAGUUCAUAAGAGUUUGAACUGGAAAAGCUUUGCACACUCAUAGUCAAUUUUCCAUCUGUACCCCACCCUUUGCAAUGAACUACAAUAAGAAACAUAAUUUAAGCAUUUUCCCCUAAGAACAGAAGUUGGGUGGAGUUAGAAAGAGGGGAAACCUAGAAAAGAAGCGUUUUCAGCAGUGUUUUAUUUACACUUGCUUUAAUGUGUAAUUUGGCUUCUUACCGCCAAGUGAAUGAUUUAAGCAAGAGUGAAAGUGGGUAAUAUCUGAUUGAGGCAGGGUAUAUAAGAUGCCUAAAAAUCUAGCCUGGACUGUUGGGUUUAAUGUUUUAUUAUUAGACCUGACCAUCUUAGUACUGUGUGUUUAAUAUUUGAUCGUGGGAAUACAGAGCAUUAUUGAUUUCACUUCUUUUAAAUUUCAGCAGCUUCCCAAGAGACAGAGUGAGUUAGUAAGGAUGCAAACUAUGUAAGUAAUAUAUUUUACUAGCUAAAGAGUUUAGGCCAACAUUUUUAAAACAACUUCUUAAUUGUUUUCUUUUUUGGAGUAAGGGACAAUCCAGCUGUCUGCUUUUGGUGACUCCUCUCUCUCUCUCCCUCCCUCUCUCUCUCUCUCUUUCUCUUUCUCCCACCCUCCCUCUCUUUUCCUUAAGCUUCAAACUAUGGGUACCACAGUAGCUGUUCUUUCUCUUCCUUUUGUAAAGGUGUAUAUCUUAUGGGCUUGUCAGUAUCUGACUGGGAGGUUUUAGUUUUGCAUACUAUAGCAAGCUUGGGGAUUAAGAAGGGAAAGCUUUGGCAAUAAAGGACAAAUAAAUGGAACUGAUACCUUAAAAUUAUUAUCUAGACGUGUUGUCCUCUUGUGGCAAAUAUAAAAAUACAAGUGCUCCUUGCUGUGAACUUUAAAUGGCUGUGAAGAUUCAACUUGGCCUUAAAACUACUUCAUAAUAUCCUGUUUGGUUAAAAGAAUCUAAUAUGCGUGGCAGAGUUUAGAACAAAGUUAAAGAAAAAUAAAAAUGGCAUAAGAGGUGUAGAAGUUGGCCACUAUAAACUAACAGGCAUGUUUUCUGUCUUAGACCCUUCGCAGGUGUUACAGCCGAGUGAAGGAACAUGGUGUGGGCAAAAGAAAAAGCAGUUACACAUUUGAACAGUUGGAGCAGGUCUUUGGUCAAGGAGGAUGGGAUUCUCAACUCUGCCAACCAGUGCUCAUCAAUAGCAGUGGCUUAUAUCAAGAGCUGGAGUCUGAUGGUAGCACAAUGGAGGAAUAUUCGCAGGACGAAUGGGGGAACCAUAGUCAGGAUCUUUACUGUUAUCAACCAGGCGACCAAGAGUUAGAUGAAAUGCCGGCAGUGAAGAAAUCACUGAAGAUAAAGCAGGAAUCUUCAGAAGAGUCUCAGAAGCGCGACGUAAUGCAGAAUAUUGUACAGAUCUUGGAAUCCGUCCAGUUAAAAUGGGAAUUAUUUCAAAGUUGGGCAGACUUUUCUAGGCUACACCUUUCUAACAAACUGGCCAUAUUUGGGAUUGGUUAUAAUACACGGUGGAAGGAGGAUAUCCGCUACCACUAUGCUGAGAUCAGUUCCCAAGUUCCCCUUGGCAAGCGACUCCGGGAAUAUUUCAACUCGGAAAAGCCAGAGGGCAGGAUCAUCAUGACGAGGGUACAGAAAAUGAACUGGAAGAAUGUUUACUACAAAUUCUUAGAGAUUACUAUUAGUGAAGCCAGAUGCCUAGAGUUACACAUGGAGAUUGACUGGAUACCUAUUGCUCACUCCAAGCCAACGGGUGGAAAUAUUGUCCAGUAUUUGUUACCUGGAGGCAUUCCAAAGAGCCCUGGUCUGUACGCCAUCGGCUAUGAAGAUUGUCACGAGAAGCCACCAUCUCCUGAUCACGAGGGCAUCAGCCAAGAGCCCGAAAAUGAGACUCUGGGGGAAACCGAAAUGCCCUUGUCACAAGCUUCCCUCAAAGUGGAAAUGGAGCCCACUAGAAUCAUCUAUUGUUACCUCGGCAUUGCUGAGGUCAGAACUCUCCAGCAGUGCUUGUUUUUACAUUUUCAGGCCAACACCAAAACCUUCAGCAAAGAGUGGGUUGGAAUCAAUGGAUUUUUAUCACAGAACUGCAUUGUGGACCCAGGAAUUUCCCCUAAGUCUAUUUACAUUAAAUUUGUCGAAGUGGAGAGGGACUUCCUUUCUGCUGGAUCUUUGGUAGAGUGCCUGGAAAAAGCCAUUGGUUACCCCUUGAAAUUUAACAACUGACUCUCAUCCUUUAUAAGGAUCAGGACUUUGUAAGUAUCACCUGUGGCAUUUUGGGCAUCUUAUUAUACAAGACUGGGCAAAAUCAACUGUUCUAACUGAACUGAAAUGAGGAGGACACUUGUAGGGGAGUUUACAAAAGUGUAUCUCAAGUCAGUAAAAUAUGCUGUUUACUUCCUUGGGCCAGUUAGCUGGUUUUAUAAAGAAAAGGACUUUGAAAGGGAGCUUUGUAAAUACGGCAACUAUUGGUACAUUCCACGUUGGAUGAACGUACAUGUUAAGUUUCUUAUGAAAAAGCUGUUUUCCACAAUGUCUCAUUUUUACACAUGUGUCUCUCAAGCGUGAUUACGGUUAUGUAAUAAAUAAGCAAUAGAUAAUGAGUUUAAACCCAGUCACACAAGACUGUUUUUCAGUGCCACCGUUAGCACCUCUUGUAUAUAAUUUAGCAUUUCAGUUUCUUCACCCAUCAAGUGUUCUUACAAUUUUCAACCAGUGUUGCCUGCAAAAACUUCUGUUUCUGUGAUGUAUCCCACUUUACUAGUAGUGUUGCCAUAUCACCUUUUUUAUUUUUGUUUUUGUUUUGUUUACAUUAAAGUCAUCCAUGGCCUUUUAAAAAAUAUUUAGUUAACGUCUGUGUGGCAGUGAAAGUAACUCAGCCGCUGGGAAGCAUUUUUUCAAACCAUGCUUUUAUCAAAUACAAUCAAAGCUGUGAGAAGGGGUGGGCUUGGGUGGGGGCUGGGGAGUUAUGGACCAGGGGAGUAAGCAUUUUUAAUGCCUCAUUAAAAUGUUCUGAUAUAAAUCCCAUUGCGCUGCUGGCAAGUGCCAGAUUUUUUUAUUUCGUUUUUUACAAACCUCAUUGAUCAGUGGAAGUUGUGACAUACAAUGAAUGUGUCAGUCCAAAUAAAAACAAACAAAUGUGGAUUUUCAGAAAUGUGUUUUCUUGCUUGAUUGUAUCUUUAUGAA